Messenger RNA from Alnus glutinosa, 1595 nucleotides. Its product is annotated as 1-aminocyclopropane-1-carboxylate oxidase. Lineage: Eukaryota; Viridiplantae; Streptophyta; Magnoliopsida; Fagales; Betulaceae. Bases 268 to 1371 code for a protein of 367 amino acids. The record is from RefSeq and is a predicted model, not a curated record. The transcript has 3 exons.
CUUGCCACCAAAGAGAUGAUGAAUGACACCGGGGAUGUAAAGGAAGUCUUGAGCAGAAAAAGGCAGAUGGAAAAAGAAGCAAAAAUGCCUUGAUGAUUCUCCGAAUGUUUGAGACGUUUAAGACAUGCCAUCAUUGCUGCACCUUAUGCUUUUCCUUUUUACAAAUUUUAUCAUAAACAAACAGACAAAAUCAUAAAUCAAACACACACAAAGAUUAUCAUAUAUACUUACAGAGGAGCUUCACUCACCCCUUAGUUUGUUAUCCCAAUGGCAAUUUCGCCUGAACCCACGUCCGAAAACCAGAUUGAUUUCCGUGCCCCGCCGCCUUCUCCAAUAGCUGCCGGCCGCCGAUCGACCGUCACGAAUGACGAAAUCCUCACCGAAUUCCUCCAUCACUCGCUACGUGUUCCCGACCUCAUCUUGCCCGAUAAGGUCUUUCCCCGCCAAAAGUUCACCGAAAGCCCCCCGGUAAUUGAUUUUCAAUCCUUAAAUUCCAAGGAGAGUGAUCCAAUACGCAAGAUUUUGGAUUCCAUACCCGGAACUGGGUGCUUUCAGCUAGUGAACCACGGAAUUCCGCUUGAAACUAUAGGUGCAGCAUUGGCGGUGGCCACCGGAGUUUUCCGUGUCCCGCUGGAGAAGAAGGCGGCAGUGACGAGGUCUUUGGAAAGGCCAUAUGGGUUUGAGGAAGGUCAUGGAGAGGAGGGUGAGAGUGAAUUUAGUGAAGAGUUUGUCUGGUGUAGAGAUGAAGUCUUGAAGUUGAAAAUGGAGGGAAUUUGGCCACUUGGGUAUUCAAAUUUCUGUGAGAAAAUGGAAACCCUUUUGUGGGAGAUAGAGAAGGUUGCUGAGAAAAUUCUACUAGCCCUCUGGGAAAGUUCUCAAAGAAGAUCAAUUUGUGGAAAUGAUAUGAUACAAGGGCAAGAAGUUGGGUCAGUUUGUUGUCUCUACAAGCAUAGCAGGAAUGUUCCAGCUGAUCGAUGGUAUGAUGUGAUUAGGAUGCUGAUAAGGGGCACUGAUUUCUCUCAUGCAUUAUGUUUGCAUGUAUGUGCUGGGGCUUCAGAGUUCCAUGUUUACUCCAAGAAAGGCUGGGUAUCUUUUAUCCCAGAUAAAGGUGCUCUAAUCAUCACAGCUGGAGACCAAAUCCAGGCAUUGAGUGGUGGGAAUUACAAGCAUGUGAUAGGAAGGCCAAUCUUUGAAGAUGAGAAAGAGGACAGUAUAUCAAUGGCUUUCCUCUAUUCACCUCCAAGCACCAUCAACAGCAGCAACUCCAAAACCAAAAGGGAAAAGUCUGUUUCUCUGGGUCAACAAGCCUUGGUGGCUUUAGUUUUGACUCUUAUAUACCAAUUUUUCGCUUACAUGUUCAAGAAAUUUUGAUGUUGUCAUCUUUCCAUCAAUCAAUGAGAUUAAUGUAUAUACUUUUACAGUUGCCUAAUGGGGCAGAUGUCAUUUCAAUGAGGCCAAUGGAUGGGAUUGAGCUUGACAUCGUUUAUCAUGUGGAGCUACCAAAAGGCAUAAGAGUGUAAUUAGUUCCUCUUAUCAGCAUCAUCACUAUGAUUUGAUGAUGAUAAAGUAUCUAGUAUGCCCAAGUUUCUUUGUGA